Messenger RNA from Gryllus bimaculatus (two-spotted cricket), 234 nucleotides. NCBI's taxonomy places the organism in Eukaryota, Metazoa, Arthropoda, Insecta, Orthoptera, Gryllidae. The record is from the annotation of a GenBank genome assembly.
CUACCAUCAAUAUUCAAGAUAACGUUGCAGGAUAUUUCUGGAUGCUCUUGGACACGCUGCUGACGACACGUUCUCGACGGAAACGGCGAUCCAGAGGUGGCCUGCCCGCAUUCCUCGGGAAAAUUAUGAUCAGCCGGAGUAUAUACAUUUUAGAAGCGCGCAAACGGAAACUCCGAAUUUCGGAGGAAAAAAUAUGAUUUGGCAUAGAGCAAUGAUAACACUGUUUAACAAAAA